Knipowitschia caucasica is the source of this 1566-nucleotide messenger RNA. The record is from the annotation of a GenBank genome assembly. NCBI's taxonomy places the organism in Eukaryota, Metazoa, Chordata, Actinopteri, Gobiiformes, Gobiidae.
AUGGCAGUGUGUCUGAACCAGGAUGUCUGCUGGACACUGGCAAUACUCUUCCUCCUGGUUAUGGUCGCCGUGUCGCCCGCCGUAGGCCAAGGGUGUCCCCAGCGAUGUGAGUGCAUCUCCAAGCUCAAGACGGUGUCCUGUAAUGAUAAAAAACUGACUGCGCUCCCUGAGGGCAUUCCUUCAGACACAAAAAUCUUGGAUCUGAGUGCUAAUAAACUUCGCUGGGUGGAACAUGGGGACCUGCUGGCCUACUUUCGCCUUGAAAAGUUGGACCUGAGACUCCGGGAGCUGACCAUUGAACGAUGUAACCUGACCUCUGUGUCCAGUCAGUCUUUGUCGUACCUGCACAAUCUGGUGACCCUUCGGCUUCGCUACCUCAGCAUUUCUGCCUUAGAAGAUCAGAACUUCCGUAAACUUGGUAAUCUGAGGGGUUUGGAAAUCGACCACUGGCCCUUUUUAGAGUACAUCUCCCCUCAUAGUUUGCAGGGUCUAAACUUGUCCUGGCUGUCUAUUACACACACCAACAUCACCUCUGUCCCCACCUCUGCCCUGCGCAGUCUGGCCCAUCUCACAAGUCUCGACCUUUCCUAUAACCCCAUCACUGUGCUGGAGUCUUGGGCCCUGCGAGACCUGGUCAGACUUAAGGAGCUGCAUUUAGUGCACACUAACCUUGUCACAGUUCAGCCAUAUGCACUGGGAGGACUCAGACAAAUCAGACUCCUUAAUUUCUCCACUAACAACCUCGUGACCCUGGAAGAGGGGGCCUUCCAGUCAGUCAACACUCUGGAGACAGUGCGAUUGGAUGGGAACCCUUUAGCCUGUGACUGCCGCUUACUGUGGAUCCUCCAGCGCAGGAAGACUCUAAACUUUGACAACGCCCCCCCGGUGUGUACAACACCUGUGGAGGUGCAAGGCAGGGGGCUCUCUGCUUUCUCAGACUCAGCUCUUUUUGAACACUUUACUUGUCAAAAGCCCAAAAUCCGUAACAGGAAACUGCAGCAGAUAAGUGCCCGCGAGGGACAGGUGGUGUCCUUCAUUUGCAGAGCAGAUGGUGAACCGACUCCUGUUAUAUUCUGGAUCUCGCCUCAGCGCCGCCGCAUCACCACGAAGAGCACAGGCCGCCUCACUGUCUUGCCAGAGGGGACUUUGGAAAUACGCUACGCUCAAGUCACAGACAGUGGCACAUAUAUCUGCAUAGCCAGUAACGCGGGAGGAAACGACACUUACUUUGCAACUCUAACAGUGAGUGGGCUGCCUCUGGAUGCCGCACUCAUGGCGAACCGUACUUACUACACUGGAGACAUGAACGACACUAAUCUAAAUGAUACAAAAGUCCUUUUAAAGUUUACCCUUGAUCUAAAAACUAUUCUUAUAUCCACUGCCAUGGGCUGCAUCAUGUUCCUAGGAGUGGUGCUGUUCUGUUUCAUUCUGCUGUUUGUGUGGAGUCGAGGCAAAGGCCAGCACAAAAACAACUUCUCUGUGGAGUAUUCUUUCAGAAAGGUGGACGGGCCGGCAGCCAGUGGAGGACAGGGCGGGGCGCGCAAGUUCAACAUGAAGAUGAUAUGA